Messenger RNA from Gracilinanus agilis (Agile Gracile Mouse Opossum), 3428 nucleotides. It is a transcript of the gene COLGALT2, whose product is annotated as collagen beta(1-O)galactosyltransferase 2. The transcript is spliced from 8 exons. Gene Ontology annotation, molecular function: procollagen galactosyltransferase activity. The record is from RefSeq and is a predicted model, not a curated record. The coding region runs from base 1 to 1452 and encodes 483 amino acids. NCBI's taxonomy places the organism in Eukaryota, Metazoa, Chordata, Mammalia, Didelphimorphia, Didelphidae.
AUGGCUCAGCGCCCUGCCACCCCUCGCGCCUGGUCUCGCCUGCUGGUCUUACUCUCCUUGGCUGCUCUCUGGAGCUGCCUGCGGGCGCGCUUCGCAGCUGAGGCAGACCCCAAAGACCCGGAGGCAGAGGCGGAGAUGGUGGUUUUCCCAGAGUCGCCCUGGCAGAGACCCACGGUGUUCGUGACCAUCCUGGCCCGCAACGCUGCGCACACGCUGCCUCAUUUCUUGGGCUGCUUGGAGCGGCUGGACUAUCCUAAGGACAGGAUGGCCAUCUGGGCAGCCACAGACCAUAACAUUGAUAAUACAACAGAAAUUCUCAGAGAGUGGCUGAAGAAUGUGCAAAAAUUAUACCACUAUGUGGAGUGGAGACCUAUGGAUGAUCCUCAGUCUUACCCUGAUGAAAUUGGACCAAAGCACUGGCCGGGAUCCCGAUUUACCCAUGUGAUGAAACUCCGGCAGGCUGCCCUUCGAACUGCGAGGGAAAAAUGGUCAGACUACAUUCUGUUUAUAGAUGUCGACAACUUCUUGACUAAUCCACAGACCCUCAAUCUGAUGAUCUCCGAGAACAAGACUAUAGUGGCCCCCAUGUUGGAAUCUCGAAGCCUCUACUCUAAUUUCUGGUGUGGAAUCACACCCCAGGGCUACUAUAAACGGACCCCAGACUACAUUCAGAUUAGGGAAUGGAAGAGAAGAGGCUGCUUUCCUGUUCCCAUGGUCCAUUCCACAUUCCUCAUUGACCUCAGGAAAGAGGCCUCCCAGAAGCUGAUGUUUUUUCCCCCACACCAGGACUAUUCCUGGACUUUUGAUGACAUCAUUGUCUUUGCCUUCUCCAGUAGGCAAGCAGGUAUUCAGAUGUAUCUUUGCAACAGAGAACAUUAUGGCUACCUGCCCAUCCCACUGAAGCCACACCAGACCCUGCAAGAGGACAUUGAGAACCUCGUCCACGUCCAAAUAGAGGCAAUGAGUAAUUACAUUGGCCGGAAGAGAAUGCAAGUGCAAGAACCAGAGAAGGCUGUGCCCAAUGUCAUGAAUCUGGUCGAGGCUGAUUACUCGUACUGGACACUGGGCUAUGUCAUCUCCUUGGAAGGAGCUCAGAAGCUGGUUGGAGCUGAUCCUUUUGGGAAAAUGCUGCCCGUAGAUGAGUUUCUGCCUGUUAUGUACAACAAACAUCCUGUUGCGAAAUACAUGGAGUACUACGAGCCUCGGGAUCUCAAAGCUUUCUCAGCUGAACCCUUACUCAUCUAUCCCACCCAUUACACGGGGCAGCCCGGUUACCUGAGCGACACAGAGACGUCCACCAUCUGGGACAAUGAGACCGUGUCCACUGACUGGGACAGGAAGCACUCUUGGAAGUCUCGGAAGCAGGAACACAUCCAGAGCAACGCCCAGAACACAGAUGCUUUGCCCCCCACCACUUCCCUGGACACCGCACCCUCAAGGGAUGAGUUAUGAUGGGACUCGUGGCUCUGUCUACAACCGGACCUGCCUCUCCGCUCUUUGGUUGUCUUUAGAGAUCAUCCUCCAGUUCUCUUUAUUUUUUAUUUCAUUGCCACUCUCAGAAAUCAACUUGAUUUGCCUCGUCUGAAAGUAGUAAAUUAUUAGAAGGGGGAGGCAAUGAAGGUAAUUUAAGUAGAAGGCUCUAGGAAGAUGGAAAGAUAGGCUUUUUUUUUUUAACAUUAAGGUAUUUUUCAGUUUGGUUUGGUCAGACACUUGGGUUCAUCCCCUUUAUGAAGUAGCGGCUCAUGCGAAGGUCAGGACCUAAAGCUGAGUGAUCUGGAUCACUAGGAGCUAAUCCCCAGGCGAUCAGGGGACCCAGGAAUGAGCUGUAGAGAAAAUAGCAACAACUGGACAUCAAGCCGCAAUGCGGUUGUGUUAUGGUUAUGGGCAUGCAUCACUUUAUGCAGUCUCCCAUGCUGAAAACUACGUCUAGUUCAAAUUAUUUUUUUAGUUGAAUUAUCACUUAAAUGCAGUAGUGCGAUAUCUAGGGGAAUCCUGCUCAGCCUUCUUUUGGAAAACAAAAAUAACUGUUGCAAGGACAGAGAAACCGUUUUUCUUUUGGGUGACCCUAAAUUGCCAUGUAUCAUCUUUGUGAAAGCGAGGUAUCCAGGCAUUUGGGUUCAUUUGAGAGCCCAGUAGAAUUAGUGUUUUAUGCUUUCUAUUCUGGGCUUGGAACUUGACCCUCAUGACACUCCAGAACCCCAAGGGGACUAUUCCCGACAACUGUCCCAAGUCCCAUGACAUCAUCUAAAUGUUUUCUGAGUUUACGUCAGUUAUUUUGGAGUUAUCUUUUUAAAAAAUGCUCUGUCUUUUGCCUUUCUCCUUAUGAUCACUGCAGUUAGGGUGCUCCAUGUAUUAUGAUACAUUUAAUAUGUAAGGGACUAUGAUGGUUGUGUAGUCCAACUCCUGCCCAGAGUUUUCCUAGAACUACUGUAGUAUUUCCAUUCUCUCCUCCAAUCUCUGUUUCACAAAAGAAGCUUUAGAUGUGAGAUUUUAUCCAGACAUCCAGAAACAGGCAGAGGUUGAGGGGGGAAGGAGAAAGGAAGACAGAAAAAAUAAUAAUAAAAGGGAAGGAAAAAGAGAAAGGAACAAAAAAGGAGAUGGAAAGAAAGAGAAGGGACAAAGAAGGAAGGAAAGAGACAAUGGGGUGGAGGGGGGCAUAUUUCCAGACCAAGAAAUGUCUUUUCUGUGGAUAAUUCACUAUAUUUUAAGUAUUCCUCUUCUAAAAAGUCUUUAAAAAUAUAUGAUGGCUUUGGAGUGCUUGGGUUCUGACUUUGUCAUUUUGGUACCCAUCAUUCCUCAAAUUCCCAGCACACUCCUCUAAGGACCUGCUCUUCUGGGAAUUCUAGCCACCAAAAGAGCAAACAGCAAGCCUGUCUUUUGGGUGACCUCAAAUGGUCACACAUCAUCUCUGUUAAACUGAAAUUUGUUCCCUUGGCGCAUGGGUAGCACCUCCCAGACACAAACAAGAAGCCAUAACUAGAGAUACCGAGUUGUCUUAACAAACAAAGAAACUAUUGGCUAAUGAGAUAGAAAGAUCCUGUUCUCUCUCACCAUUUCUUACCAAACUCUGGGACAUAUUGAGUAAAAUCUCCACGAAGACUCAGUUUUCAUCUUUUUUCUCUUACUGACUUUAUAUGAAAAAUAAGAUGCUAGAAUUAAAUAAUGGCUGAAGCCUUUCUCAGUUCUAACAUUUUAUGAUUCUGUAAGCUAUUGGCCUAAGCUUAAAUUUUAGGUUCCAUGGUCAAAAAAAAAAGUGCCUUCUGAAACAGUUUCCCUGCAGUAUAAAUCCUGCUUUCAGGGGUAUUGGCUGCGUCCAUGCAGAUAGCCAUCAUUUUGCCUUUCACCUUUUGGAGUGAAAGAGGAGUCCUUUAUAGUAGCUCAGGCUAGAGCAGUGAUUCCCAAAGUGGGCGCCACUGCCCCCUGGUGGG